This is a messenger RNA of Penicillium digitatum Pd1, 423 nucleotides long. NCBI's taxonomy places the organism in Eukaryota, Fungi, Ascomycota, Eurotiomycetes, Eurotiales, Aspergillaceae. The record is from RefSeq and is a predicted model, not a curated record.
AUGCCAGAGCCUGCAUUGCGCGCAGCAUUACAGAGCUCCCUCUGCUUCGGGCUGUACCACAAUUUACGCCAGUCAGACAAAGCUUCAGACUCCACACUCAAAUUCGUGGGCCUCGUGCGCUGCGUAACAGACUACACAAUAUUCCUCUUCUUGACAGACGUCUUUGUCAUUUCCUCGCUCCGAGGCCUCGGUCUGGGAACAUGGCUUGUGACCUGCGUGUCAGAGGUUAUCGAGACGAUGCCUUAUCUGCGGAGAUCAUUGCUACUUACUGGGAAUCGGAAGCGGUUGGUGCGGUUUUGUGAAACAGUCAUGAAUAUGGAGCUUACGGUGUGUAAACCACCAGUUGAUGGAAAGGGUGCGGGAGGCUUUGCUGUUAUGCCGCGGAAGUCUUGGGGGACUCCUGGGGUUGGGGAAAAGCGGUAG